Molecule: messenger RNA, 1544 nt
Organism: Momordica charantia (bitter melon)
Lineage: Eukaryota; Viridiplantae; Streptophyta; Magnoliopsida; Cucurbitales; Cucurbitaceae
Gene: RGLG3
Product: Copine (Calcium-dependent phospholipid-binding protein) family
Biological process (GO): protein ubiquitination
Cellular component (GO): nucleus
Molecular function (GO): ubiquitin-protein transferase activity
Source: RefSeq, a predicted model, not a curated record
UCGCAUUUGAUUGAACAUGGGGUGCACGCAUUAGCAAUUAACAAGGAGCCUUUUGCUUCAAGUUGGAGAUGACAGGCGGCAGAAGGAAUCUCUCCAUUAUAUUCACUUUAAUAUCGCAUAUUCAAUUUCAAACCGCUCUCUGUUUGCUUUUGACCUUCAUUUCUCAUUACAGGCCACCGAUUGCUCAAUUCUCCCUUCUGCUUUCUAGAGUUCAAUGGAUUCGGAUCAUCGUCGCAAAAGAAAUCCUCAGUAUAUUGCUGAUAAUUUCAGCUCAUUGGAUCAGGUUAUACAUGCAUUGAGACAUGAAGGCCUUGAAUCAUCAAAUUUAAUUCUUGGUAUUGACUUUACAAAGAGCAAUGAGUGGACAGGCAGGCAAUCUUUCAGAAGAAAAAGUCUGCAUUCAAUUACCAGCAUCAGACCCAAUCCAUAUGAGCAAGCAAUUUCUAUAAUUGGUCAUACUUUGUCUCCUUUCGAUGAAGAUGGCUUGAUACCUUGUUUCGGUUUUGGUGAUGCAUCAACACGUGAUCAGCAUGUAUUCAGCUUUUAUCCUGAUCACAGGCCAUGUAAAGGUUUCAAUGAAGCUCUAUCUCGAUAUAGAGAAAUUCUGCCAUACCUGAGCUUAUCAGGUCCGACCUCUUUUGCCCCUAUUAUAUAUGCUGCAAUGAACAUUGUUGAGGAAAGCAAUUGGCAGUAUCAUGUCCUCGUUAUUGUUGCAGAUGGACAGGUUACAAGAUAUCCUGACACACCACCUGGUAGAUUGAGUUUUCAAGAGCAGGAAACCAUAAACGCCAUUGUUGCUGCUAGUCAUUAUCCUCUGUCAAUCAUUCUAAUCGGGGUAGGGGAUGGACCUUGGGAUGCUAUGCAGAAAUUUGACGACAACAUCCCUCAGCGUGCAUUUGACAACUUUCAGUUUGUUAACUUCACAAAAAUCAUGUCCGAAAACACAGACACAUCAAAGAAGGAAGCAGCAUUUGCCCUGGCUGCCUUUAUGGAAAUUCCAUUUCAAUACAGAGCUACCCUCUCUCUGGAGUACUCAAAGAGAGAAUCUGUAAAUGGCACAAGUACAAGGCCGCUGCCUCCUCCUCCUGAAGUCAUUAAUCAUGACAAUGCAGUUGCAAACCAAGAUUUGAAGAACRUAAAUGCUGAAAAACCGAGUGCCUCAGCCGAAUCGGUAUGCCCAAUAUGCCUGACGAAUCCAAAGGACAUGGCUUUUGCAUGUGGCCAUACGACCUGCAAGGACUGUGGCGCAACCAUCUCGACGUGUCCGUUGUGUCGAGAACCUAUAAAGAUGCGCUUGAGACUAUAUACCUGAGUUAAUAAAAACUUCCUCGUUGCCCUUGAGGUUGGAACACAGGAAGAAGAACCAACUUUUAUGGGUURGGAGACAGCCUCUUUGAAACUGGAAUGAAUGUUGUAAUCAUUCUYUUGUAUAAGGAACUGCAUUGUAAAAUUAUUGUCUGAGAAGUUACACUGUUAGAGGAUCAUCCAGUUAUGUUUAUGUUAAUACGAAAAAAGUCGAAAAAAUGUUGCCUCUUCUGAAAAUA